Ctenopharyngodon idella (grass carp) is the source of this 3723-nucleotide messenger RNA. RefSeq names its product SH3 and multiple ankyrin repeat domains protein 1-like. Gene Ontology annotation, cellular component: postsynaptic membrane; postsynaptic density; dendritic spine. The coding region runs from base 218 to 2500 and encodes 760 amino acids. The record is from RefSeq and is a predicted model, not a curated record. The transcript has 3 exons. Lineage: Eukaryota; Metazoa; Chordata; Actinopteri; Cypriniformes; Xenocyprididae. Gene Ontology annotation, molecular function: synaptic receptor adaptor activity; ionotropic glutamate receptor binding.
GCUUCCACCUCCUGCUCCAUCUGUGGAUGUGGAUGAUGAGUUUGUGUUUGCAGAGCCCCUACCUCCCCCUAUACAGUUUGCAAACGGAAUAGAAAUAGACACCCAUGGAACAACAGAAUAUAAUCAACAGCAACAACAACAGAAGGAGCUGUCAGGAUCUCAGCCACUCAAAGACCAACAGUCCCUGCAAACGCUUUCCAAUCCCCCGCAAGAUGCCAUGUCCCUACCAGACAACAUGAAUGCUGACUCACAGCAGACACCCGUCCAUCCUUCUGCUGUGGUACAUCCAUAUCUUUUCCCACCAUCUCCUCUAAUCCCCCCUCCACAACUGUGUCCUAAAAUACCUCCCGCAAACCCUCCCCAAUCUCAACCCUCUGGUUAUUCCCAGCACCCAAACACCGGCCAACCCCAACCUUUACCCUCGCCACAAGCAGGAGACUCUGCCACUUCUAGUCUUACAUCCUAUGACAGUGAGGUGGCCAAUCUGACUCAGUCAGCUCUCUCCCCAUCUCUUCCUUCUCCUCAGAUUUUUCCUCCUUCGAGUUCCCCUUCCGCCCCAGGCUCCUCAUCUGACCCUCUGUCAUUGCAUCGACCUCUUCCACUUUUCUACCCGCACCAAGGCCACACUAAUGUUUCUCUGUCGUAUUCCACCAUGGCUGCAACUGCAACUGUAAUGACUGUCACCACAGCAAUGCCUUUGGAAAGUACAUCAGUUCCUCAGGCACUUAAGGGGCGUGAUUGGUCGGAGGCUGUGGUUGAUUCUGGGAUUGAGGAACUGGAUAGUCACAGCAGCAGUGAUCACCACUUGGAAAACUUCACAGAAAGAAGGGAGCAAGAAGGAGGCCGAGAGAAGGAGAGCGAAGGAAGACGGAGAGAAAGCAUGGAGAGCGGGAUAGUAGGGGAUGGUUUCAAAGGAGACCGAAGAGUGUCCCUGGAUUCGUCUCUUUCUCAAACCGAUAAAUUUGCUCAAAAACCACAUAAACCGCACAUACAUAAAUCCAAACCUCCAAACCAGCCACUAGCAAAAACACACACUCAAAAUAUGUCAAAAUACCACGUACACACACAGAAUGGGCGAACCGGACCACCGCUACAGCGGCAGGCUAGCACUGCUCCCAACAUGUACAGGUCAAGGGAAGAGGAAGAGCACGAACUGGGAAGAGGAGGUGAUGCUGCAGUGAAGAUUCCAGCAUUUAUGGAUCGUCGUCUGAACUCUCCUCUCUCCAAUGUUAAGGCCAGCAUCAUAAAUGAACUCAGCAGUAAACUACAACAGCUUGGUGGCUGGCAGGGUCAGGAACAACCACCAAAUCAUAGGUUUCCAGGUGAUCCCUCUGGCUGUGCCCCUCUCCUCCCAGGUUCUGUGCAGUCUCUCCAACGCUCCUUCUCUCCAAACCUGCCCCCUAACUCUUUAGCAUCUAACUGCCCCACUGUGGCUCUGAACCCUAACCCUGUACCUUCGUCUCCUCUUCCUGUAACAGCUUUAACCCCAGCCUUAACCCCUACCCCAUUACCUCUAACCCCAACCCCAGCUCCAGCCCCUCUCAAAGACUGGACACCAUCUAAUUCUCCUAUUUCUUUUCCUCACGGUAUUUUGUCCCCUCCGUCGCUGCCCCAUGCCCCCCUCUCUCCUCUUUCCCUGGCUCAUGCACCCCUCUCUCCUCCAUCAUUACCUCAUCCUCCCAUUUCUCCAAUAUCUCUCUCUCAUGCGCCUCUUUCUCCUUCUUCUGUCUCUCAUCCACCACUCUCUCCAUCCUAUUCCCCCUAUCCCUUGUCUCCAAAACAUCGCUCUAAGUAUCGUGGGAAAGUUUCCGAGUUUCAAUUCUCCGGGCCAGAGCUGCGGCGUUCCGAAUCUCAUUCGUAUGCUCAACGUCGCCGAGCACCCAGUCCCCUCAUCUCCUGCUCGGACCACCCUCAACCUGGACCUCCACGUCCGUCCUCGCUCCCUCUCUUUCCAUCUGCGCCACUUUACAGCUCUCUGUAUGAAAUGCAGCCCCCUUUAACACCCCCACUGGGAGUCGCCCAUCAAUAUUCAGACCAGUUUUUCCCCCAAACUUCUCCUCUCUUCCCGCUCCCAUCUUCUGUUGCUCCUCCUAACCCUGCGCUGGUCUCUAGCUCUCUCUCCCCUACCAACUUCCUGUCUGGAGGCUCCUCCCCAUCUUGUAUGGGCUACCCACCCUUAACACCGCCUCCACCCAAUCAGCCAUUUGUGUCUAAGCCCCUCCCCUACUGGAGCAAAUAUGAUGUUGCUGAUUGGCUGACUUACCUGAAUCUGGCAGAGCACCGGGAACGUUUUCUUGACAACGAGAUUGAUGGAUCCCACCUGCCAUCUCUGACAAAAGAGGACUUCCUGGAUCUGGGUGUGAGUCGGGUCGGACAUCGCAUGAACAUUGAGCGUGCGCUUAAGAGACUUACGGACAGGCUCUCCUCUGCUUUCUCUGUCUCCACUGUUUCUUCUGAAGGGCAGAACGAACGCAUGAGAGAUGAGGCGACUCAGAGCUAGAGGAGAAUUAGAGAGAACUAGUUAGAGGAUAGAAAGAAAGAUUGUGGUUAGACAAAAAGCACUUGGGAUGAAAGGGAAAGACUUCUACUGAAGGACAGAGAUGGGGAUGAUUGCAAAGGAGAAGCGCUAUGAAAUACUCGAACACUCUCGCAGAGUGAAAGCUAAAGUCAUCAUCUCCGUCGUUCUGAGCAAAUGUUUGUCAUCCCAGCUGAAGCCAGAUGGGCAAACUUCUUCAGCCAAUCAGAGACACACAGAGAAUGUACUUCUUUCAUUGUUUUUUGGGAUGAAGAUAUCAAAAGGUGUAAUGAAUUUUAGUAAUAUGAUAUUAUUAUAUUGAUAAAAAAGAGGCUACUGUGCAUAUAUUUUAGCAUCAUUACGUACAGGCUUUGAUUCAUCUGAUAAUAUGAUGAUUAAGGUCAACAUGAAAUCAGAAUGGACCCCAUUUACUUUUUUAAUACACAUUUCCAGUGCACAUUAUUCCAAAGAAAACAAAAAAUGCCUACUGUAUCAAAUGUAAUUUUCUUUUUUGGCUGAUCAUCAGGCUCUCUUAUUUUUAACCAUCAGUUAUGUAGAGUCACUUUUCACCAUCCAAUCAGUUUGCGAUAGAUAAAAUCAAGCUUUGCCUUACAUUAUUAUCAUUGAGUCCUUUUUUAAAUUGGAAAAUAUGUUGGAUUAUGAAAGAAAAAUGGGUUGCAAACUGUUUCGUGUUGACUUUAAGCAGUAAAAGCUCUAAAAAAAAGUCAUCAUAAUGCCAAUAAUAACCAUAUAAGGAUUAAGUAUGUUAGCGUUUUAAUACCAUAAGCAGAAUCAGUCUUCCAAAGAUCAGAACACAAUGAAAGAACCCAUCGUUUAUAUUGCUUAAGUGCGCUCUUCUUAACCUACACAAACACACACACAUGCACACUAACACGGACUGUGUGUGUAUGUGUGUGUUUUUUGUGAUAGCGGUUGUGGUUGUUUUAUAGGAGUAAAGCAUAACUCCAUUUCAUUUGAAAAUAUAUUUAAGGAAAUAGGAACAAAGGAAAUAUAUAUAUGUAUGUGUGCGUGUGUGUAUGGAAAUGUAUGCAGAAUUAAAGUAUAUAUAUAUAUAUCUAUAUAUAUAUAUAUAUAUAUAUAUAUAUAUAAAUAUCAGAUAUUUCUAUUGUUCUGUACAAUAAUUGAUGAAUAUGAUGAUACAUAAGCUCUGCUUAAGAGGUUUGAAUAAAUUAUUCUCGUUGAAUUUA